CAUUCAAAUAUAUUAGUCAAGCCCUAGUCUCUACCCUAGUAUACCCACUCCCAAAGCUUCAUCUUUACCUUUUCUUUAUUCCUCUCAUCAAAGAUAUGUUUUUUAUGGAAUAAAGCAACAUAACACCUAAGGUUCUUGAUAUCUAUUAUCUUUGAAAGAUUUAUAAUAACCAAAACCCUAGUUUGAUUGGCUAACUUUUGUAGAUUUGUCUUUUUUAUUCUUACAAAACCCUAUUUAUGUUUCCUAAAAGCAACAUCAUCCAUGACCCUUUUUCCUUCACCUCACAAGAAUUGCUUAAACAAUCUUAUAAUACACAUGAUCAAAACCCUAAUUCACCUUCAAAAGUAGUAGAAGAUGAAUUAGAUCAUCCAUUUUUCUUGAAUAACUUCUUCCCAUCUCCAUUUCUUGAUGAGCAUGAACUCCCACUAAGCCAAAUAUUUUCUCAAAAGCAUCAUCAAAAGCAAGAGGUUAGUGAUAAUAACCAUGACAUUAAUCAAGACAACACCAUCAAAGAUAUUGACAAUUCAAGAUCUACCCUACUCAACAUGAAAAUCAUGGGAGAUCAGAGUUCAAAUCCGGCCAUAUUAUCAUCACCAUCAUCAAAGAAGAGAAAACAAAGUGCAAAACCACGAAGGAGAACAGGAAAAAAGGAUAGACAUAGCAAGAUUUGCACAGCUCAGGGUGUGAGAGAUCGAAGGAUGAGAUUAUCCCUUCAAAUAGCACGUAAGUUCUUCGAUCUCCAAGACAUGUUAGGGUUUGAUAAAGCAAGUAAUACCAUAGAAUGGUUGUUUUCCAAGUCCAAGAAUGCCAUCAAAGAGCUCUCAAGAAACAUCCCACAAGAGAAUAAUAGUAGUGAUCAAAACAAUGAUGAUGAUGAUGAUCAUAGAAAAUUGAGAAAAAUUGGUUCAAGUGACAAGCCAAUAAGAGAAAAGACAAGGGAGAAAAUGAUGAUCAAAUUAGGUCACAACAAAAAGUGUAAUCAAGAAUUGGAUGAAACAAACCCUAUAAGUACUAUUGAUCAUAAAUUAGGGUCAAAUUCAAAAUCUCUUGAACAUCAAUUUGCUAAUGUUGGGAUCAUGGAAAGGUACUUAGGUGGAGUAAGUUAUUCCUCUAUUACUUCUAUAUUUGAUUAUGACAACAAUGGAGUAAUCAAAGGAGACAUAGAUAUUUCUAACAAUUGCUUCAAUAUGGGGAUUCUUGAAAAUUGUUCAAUGACAAAUGAGGUUCAAAUCCCAUUUUCAGGUAAUAACCCUAGCUCAAUUUAUUUGGACAAUUCAAGGUUUCAUCAAUUUUAGAUUUUUGGACCUAGAAAAUCAUUUCAUCUGCAGGUGUUAAGACUAAAAAG
Molecule: messenger RNA, 1345 nt
Organism: Solanum stenotomum
Lineage: Eukaryota; Viridiplantae; Streptophyta; Magnoliopsida; Solanales; Solanaceae
Product: transcription factor TCP12-like
Exons: 1
Coding region: 237-1295 (352 amino acids)
Biological process (GO): regulation of secondary shoot formation
Cellular component (GO): nucleus
Molecular function (GO): DNA-binding transcription factor activity; sequence-specific DNA binding
Source: RefSeq, a predicted model, not a curated record